CAAGAGUUGGCAGGUCCGAUAGCAGAAACAGCUGAGUGUGCUAACACGUGUGCAUUACUUGUAUAGAUUUCUUUAUUUAUUGAAUUGUGUAAAGGACAAACAAGAACAAAUAAAUCAUACAAAAUGCGUCAAAACACACCACCACAUCGUCCCGACUUCGAUUAUGAAAAUGACGAAUUUCUGGAGGAAAUCGAAUUAGAUGGCGAUCCACCGGCAGAUGAUGAUGAUGAACUGGAAAUGGAGGAGGUGACUUUAUCGCAGUUAGAGGCUCGUUUGGGAAUGCAGAGCGAUUCGGACGACGCAAUGGAUGGAAAUGAGGACGAAGAGGAAGAAAAUCGCAUUGCAGCCAUCAGGGAUGAUGCGUUGAUUACUUUUAGGAAGCACACAGCCCCCGUCUUCGGUUGUCAUCUGCACCCGCGACUCGAUUGGGCUGUGACCGGCAGCGAGGACGACCGGGCCUAUGUGUGGGACACCAAUAACGGCGAGGUGUUGUUCGAGAUAACUGACCAUAAGGACACGGUCACUGAAACGCAUUUCAGUCACGACGGUUGCUAUUUGGCGACAGGCGACAUAUCCGGCGAGCUGUUUGUGUUCAAAUUGAACGAAUCGCAAGACGAUCGCUCGAUUCUGUACAAGGUUUGGGAGUACUCCAUGCUCGAUAUGGCCUGGAUGUUCUGGCAUCGUGCCGCUAACGUCCUCCUAGCCGGCAGCGAUAGCGGCGAAGUGUACGUCUGGCGUAUUCCCAGCGGCGAAUGCAAAAUUCUGCCUGGACAUUCGGCGCGCUGCGAAGCCGGCGAUUUAAGUGGCGAUGGCAAGAAGCUACUCACUGCGUACACUGAUGGUGUAGUCAAGCUGUGGGAUAUAAAAACAUGCCAGGUUCUGAUGGAGGUCAACAAUCAACAUCCACUUGGCUUUGGAGAAGUCAGCCAUAUCGUGGUCGCAUGUGAACAGAACUCGCCAUUCUACUUAUGUGCUGAGGGCGGUGGUAAAUUACUCUUCUGCACUAACAAUGGACCGGUGAAUGUUAUACAGUCCGAGCAUCUCAUUGAAUGCGUUGCAUUUGCGCCUUCAACGACAGAUCUGAAGCUUUUAGCAUGCGGCUCGUUGGAAGGGCAAAUUUCCAUUUGGGACUAUUCAAAAUACGCCCUUCGCACGGUCUGCGAAAGCCCCGUGCCAUUUGAUGGAAUUCUUCGACUGAAAUGGCUAAAUGACUAUACUUUGCUGGCCGCCACCGCACAGGGAAAACUGAAUGCGUUUGAUGCACGCACUGGCUCGCUUAAAUUUACACUGACUGGCCACUUAUAUCAUAUAUAUGAAUGCGCUUUUAAAUGCGAGGAAAAUUGUUUAUUGACCGUUUCAGAGGACAAUACAGCUAAAGUUUUUAAGCUACCACAUUUGGGUGAAUAGAUAUUAGUUCAAAGGUGUCAACUACAAUAAGUAAUUAUUCAAUAAGAUUCUUGUAUAUACAC
Molecule: messenger RNA, 1469 nt
Organism: Drosophila navojoa
Lineage: Eukaryota; Metazoa; Arthropoda; Insecta; Diptera; Drosophilidae
Product: angio-associated migratory cell protein
Molecular function (GO): protein binding
Source: RefSeq, a predicted model, not a curated record